Molecule: messenger RNA, 330 nt
Organism: Fraxinus pennsylvanica
Lineage: Eukaryota; Viridiplantae; Streptophyta; Magnoliopsida; Lamiales; Oleaceae
Source: the annotation of a GenBank genome assembly
AUGCUUGAAGAACCAGGUCACGUUGUUUCACCGGCCGUUGAGAUUUCGGGAUCGAAUUCCCGGUUUUCGGCGAUGAAAGCGGAUGAACAAUUAAUUGCCCGAAGAGUUUAUAUACUGAUACCUUUAUCCAGGGUUCGCAGUAAGGUCACGGAAUCGGAGUUGGCAGUAGUUAAGGCUGCCGCCGGUGAUAAAAAGAAAGCAAAACGACAUAGUUCUAAGGUUCUGCCGGUAGUGACUGAAAGUUUCGAUGAGGAAAUUGUUACGCCGAUUCCCAAUCACCGGCUAAGACCAUGGAAGCCUUCUCUGGAACCAAUUUCAGAGGGAAUUUGA